This is a messenger RNA of Prunus dulcis (almond), 1071 nucleotides long. Its product is annotated as protein FAR1-RELATED SEQUENCE 5-like. The transcript is spliced from 3 exons. Bases 1 to 1071 code for a protein of 356 amino acids. Gene Ontology annotation, molecular function: zinc ion binding. The record is from RefSeq and is a predicted model, not a curated record. NCBI's taxonomy places the organism in Eukaryota, Viridiplantae, Streptophyta, Magnoliopsida, Rosales, Rosaceae. Gene Ontology annotation, biological process: regulation of DNA-templated transcription.
AUGCCGGGUGAGCCACCCAAAAUGAUCAUCACUGAUCAAGAUGAAGCCAUGUCAAAGGCAAUUGCUGUAACUCUCCCGACAACAUUCCAUAGAUAUUGCAUAUGGCAUAUCUUGAAUAAGAUUACAGAGAAACCCGGCAUUGGAGAAUGUUUUUCAGAAAUGUGCAAACACAUAUGGGGUAUGGACAAGAAAGAAGAAUUUGAUGCGAAAUGGGAGGAAAUCAUCACAAACAAUGGGCUGAAAGACCAUGCGUGGCUGAGCUCAAUUCAUGCUAUGCAGGAGAAUUGGGUUUCAUCAUAUAAAAACACACUGAUGGAAUUCAUUGUACGUUUUGAGAGAGGUCUUGCUUCACAGAGACACAAGGAGUUAAUGGCUGAUCAUGUUGAUAACAAUGAAAAACCUCUACUGCCAUUUCAAACACCAAUGCAAUAUCAAAUGGGACGCAUUUACACUCGGGAAAUUCUGGAAAUGUUUGAGAGGGAAGAUUUCAAAAGUCUUUUAUGCUUGUUCGAACUUGUAGAGCAAGAUGAGACGCACUGCAGAUACAAAGUAAGUGAGCGGGUAAAUCCGGGGGUGACAUGGAUGAAGGAGCUUGUGCAUGAUAAAGAUGCCGAUAAAGCUUAUUGCAGCUGCAAAGGAUUUGAAUUUUGGGGUAUUCCGUGCCAAUACAUCCUAGCAUUCUUAAGAAUGAAGCAGGUUAAGCACUUGCUAGACAAGUACAUAUUGAAACGAUGGCUUCAAAGUGCGAAAAGUGGUGUAAUAUAUGAUAAGAAUCACAAAGAAGUUAACGAUUGCGUUGAUGGUUUGCUUUUGGUUAAGAGAUCGAAAGUUUGCAAAGUUGCAAGUGAUUUGAUUGAUUCGGCUUUAUUGUGUGAUGAAGGUUUCGAGUUGCUGGAAAAAUCUUUUGAGGACAUUCGUGGGAAGCUUACAAGCUCUUCAUCUUCCGACACAGUACUUGGUGGUCCAGUUGGUGAGAAUUUGCAGCCCACUCAGAGCACGCAGGACAGUGAACCUACUAUGACAAAGUCAUUUAUGCAAGAGUUUGAUUUCACGUAUGGUCCCGCAGUUUGA